GAGUGUAUUCAUGGCUGCAUAAUAGAAUUUUGAGUCGAAUAUAAUUGAUUUAAAUAUAUUUUCGUAACAAAAUACAUCGUCAAAACAAUGAAUGUACCAUCGAGACCUGUGUCCGAGAUCAUUAAAAGUUCGGACAAUGAUGAGCCGAUAAAGCGUUCACGUGAAGAUUGGAAAAAGGCUAAAGAGCUUGAAGAAGCUCGUAAACUUGGCCAAGCUCCUGCCGAAGUUGAUGAAGAGGGAAAGGAUAUCAAUCCUCAUAUACCACAGUAUAUAAGUACAACACCUUGGUAUUAUGGUGCAGCCGGCCCAACUCUUAAACAUCAAAAAGUUUUUGAUGAUAAAAACAAAAAUAACGCAACAUUGCAUGAUAAUUUUGCACGUGGUCUAAAAGGUCGUACGGCCACGAAAUUCCGUAAAGGAGCAUGCGAAAAUUGUGGAGCUAUAGGACACAAGAAAAAAGAAUGUUUUGAACGACCAAGAUCAAAAUUGGCCAAAUACACCGGUGAAGAUAUAGUUCCAGAUGAUGUACUAUUGCCCAAACUUAAAUAUGAUUAUGAUGGUAAACGUGAUCGUUGGAAUGGUUAUGAUCCAGUCAUGUAUCGUUCGGUAAUUGAAGAACAUCGUAAAGUAGAAGAGGCCAAACAGAUUUUAAAAGAAGAAAAACUUAAACAAGAUUUGAUAAAUACUGAAGGAAAUUCUGAUGCUUCCGAUUCUGAUGAAGACGAAAAAUAUGCCGAUCAUAUUGACAUGCCUGGAACUAAAGUCGAUAGUAAACAGCGUAUCACUGUUCGUAAUCUUCGAAUUCGGGAAGAUACGGCCAAAUAUCUUCGAAAUUUGGACAUUGAUUCUGCUUAUUAUGAUCCUAAAACUCGAUCUAUGCGUGAUAAUCCAUACAAACAUACUGGAAAAACACCCGAAGAAUUGCAUUAUGCUGGUGAUAAUUUUAUUCGAUAUAUUGGUGAAACACAAAAAGUGUCCCAAGCUCAAUUGUUCGCUUGGGAAAUGUCCGAAAAAGGUGUGGAUAUUCAUCUACAGGCUGAACCUACAAAAGCUGAGAUAAUUCAUCGAGAAUUGGAUUUAAAAAUGAAUGAUUUGAAAGAAACGAUCAAAGAAUCUAUCCUAAAUAAAUAUGGUGGUAAAGAAUAUUUAGAAGCGCCACCAAAAGAAUUGAUUUUCGCUCAAACCGAGGAUUAUGUUGAAUAUUCUCGUAGUGGCCAAGUAAUUAAGGGCGAAAAUCGAGCAUCAAUACGAUCUAUUUAUAAAGAAGAUGAAUUUAUCAACAGCCAUACAACCGUAUUUGGGUCAUAUUGGGAAAAUGGAAAAUGGGGUUAUAAAUGUUGCCAUUCAUUUAUUAAAAAUUCCUAUUGCACCGGCACAUUGGGUAAAAGAUCCCCUGCUAGUGCGAAUAUAGCAAUUGAAGAGCAAAUCAUAAAUUGAAACUUUAUUUGUAAUGUUUCUCCUUGUCAAAACCACUCAAAUAAAAUACCAUGAUUUAUUUUCAAAUUAA
Molecule: messenger RNA, 1507 nt
Organism: Dermatophagoides farinae (American house dust mite)
Lineage: Eukaryota; Metazoa; Arthropoda; Arachnida; Sarcoptiformes; Pyroglyphidae
Product: pre-mRNA-splicing factor SLU7
Biological process (GO): mRNA splicing, via spliceosome
Cellular component (GO): spliceosomal complex
Molecular function (GO): zinc ion binding; pre-mRNA 3'-splice site binding
Source: RefSeq, a predicted model, not a curated record